Molecule: messenger RNA, 2781 nt
Organism: Symphalangus syndactylus (siamang)
Lineage: Eukaryota; Metazoa; Chordata; Mammalia; Primates; Hylobatidae
Gene: EIF4H
Product: eukaryotic translation initiation factor 4H
Molecular function (GO): RNA binding
Source: RefSeq, a predicted model, not a curated record
GCAGAGCGCACGGGGCAGGCAGCUGCCCGUGGGCCCAGGGCCGGGCGCGGCGCGGCAAGCGACCGUCCGUGCGUGCGCGCGCGCGCGCGCGUGCGUCCAAGGGAUUUGCGAUCAGGCGGCGCGGCGGACAACCCCGGCGGCGGGGCGGGGGGGAGUUAUAUUGCGGGGUCCUUCCUCGCUCACCCUGGUUCCUCUCGGAGCGGAGACGGCAAAUGGCGGACUUCGAUACCUACGACGAUCGGGCCUACAGCAGCUUCGGCGGCGGCAGAGGGUCCCGCGGUAGUGCUGGUGGCCAUGGUUCCCGUAGCCAGAAGGAGUUGCCCACAGAGCCCCCCUACACAGCAUACGUAGGAAAUCUACCUUUUAAUACGGUUCAGGGCGACAUAGAUGCUAUCUUUAAGGAUCUCAGCAUAAGGAGUGUACGGCUAGUCAGAGACAAAGACACAGAUAAAUUUAAAGGAUUCUGCUAUGUAGAAUUCGAUGAAGUGGAUUCCCUUAAGGAAGCCUUGACAUACGAUGGUGCACUGUUGGGCGAUCGGUCACUUCGUGUGGACAUUGCAGAAGGCAGAAAACAAGAUAAAGGUGGCUUUGGAUUCAGAAAAGGUGGACCAGAUGACAGAGGAAUGGGUAGCUCUCGAGAAUCUAGAGGUGGAUGGGAUUCCCGGGAUGACUUCAAUUCUGGCUUCAGGGAUGACUUCUUAGGGGGCAGGGGAGGGAGUCGCCCAGGUGAUCGGCGAACAGGCCCCCCCAUGGGCAGCCGCUUCAGAGAUGGCCCUCCCCUCCGCGGAUCCAACAUGGAUUUCAGAGAACCCACAGAAGAGGAAAGAGCACAGAGACCACGACUCCAGCUUAAACCUCGAACAGUCGCGACACCCCUCAAUCAAGUAGCCAAUCCCAACUCUGCUAUCUUCGGGGGUGCCAGGCCUAGAGAGGAAGUCGUUCAAAAGGAGCAAGAAUGAGCCUGCGGUUGGGAGGGAAUGGGGCAUGGGGGAUUAGAGCAGGACCACAGCCUGGUGAGUCCCUGGGCAGCCGUCCUGCAGCCGCUACUCCUGCGCCUGCCAUUGGCCUCCUCACAGCGGAAACACAGCUUGUGAGUGCAUGUCAGCUGUUAACAAGUGGUUUUUAGUACAUUCUGGGCUUUGCUGUAUCUAUCUAGUGCCUGUUUGUGCGUUUUUUUCUUUCUUCCGCUGCUUCCCCAUUUUCCUUCUGUCCUUUUCCUCCUGCUCCUUGUUUUCCCAGCAGCACAUGGGGUUCCUCAGAGGAGCGGAGGUGGCCCCCUUGGGUGGGGGGCGUUUGGGCUGCGGUGCUGCGACAUUUUUCUUUUGCUUUCUCUUUUUACUUUAGACACUGGCCCAACUCCAGGCGUUUCCUUUCAUUUCCUCAGUGCUUCUCUUCUGACCUGCAUGUUGAGUUCUGUAUUGCUGGGGCUUCCGACAAAAACCAGAGUCACUGACAGAGGGAACGACAGGGACCUUGUUGGUAUUCAGCUGUGAUGGAUAUAGAGAAUCGGAGGCACCUUGUUUUCACAACUAGGAUAAAAAUAUCUGCAGGGUCCUUUCCAUUCCUAUUUAGAGGGAGUCCUGGCUCCAUGACCCCCUCCCCAGUGGACUGUCCAAGCAGAUAGGCUCACACGAGAAACAGUGAGGCUGAAAGUGGGGGCCAUGGAAGAGCGGUAGGGAGUCCACGGAGAAGAUGCAGUGAAUGCUCGCAUGGAUUCACACGUGUUUGUUACCGCUUUUUCGAGGCGGUGUCCCAGCUAGUUCACUCCUUUCACCGUGCAUGGUGGAGGCUCCCCCCUCUGGCCGGGUGCAGUGAACGGCCAGCUGGUUUCUUUUCUGCUGGGCCAAGGAACUUUGGGGGUGGAGGAGGUGGUGCUGGCGCUGCACUGGGCUGACUGCGGCGCUGACGCGGCGUUUCCCCCCAUCCCUGUUGCCUGUGUGUUGUGUGGAUCUGUUCCUAGUAUAGGCAACAUAAUGAGAUACUGUGCUUCCCACCUCCCCUUCAGUUCAGAGCCAAAAUGGGUCUAGAAUCUGGCACUUUACUCAUUUCCUUUGAUAAAUUAAAUUGUACUAUGCAGAGCUGUCAGGAACCUUCAGAUAGCAGUAGAGGACUGCAGCUGUCUAGGUCUGCGGCCACAUCUUGGGGACACCCGAUUGUUCCCAUGUGCAGGGUUCAGCACUUACGUGGGAGUGCUAGGGGUUAGGCUUUUGAGCUUGAACACCUGCGUGUGAACAGAUGAAAAAUCCUUCAGUACCCAAGUCCCAGUCUGUCCUGUGGGGAGCAGUUUGGGGGCGGCCGGCAGCAGGAGCCUGGGAAAGAGGCCCUCGCCAGGUGAUGGCAGGGCCAGGGUGGCCUGGGGUGCCCAGCAGAAUGUGCUUAGUAUUUGGUCACCAGCCGCCAUCCUGGGCUUUUCCUACUGUGUCUUGUUACAAGGCCUCAGCAAUCCACAGAACUCUCUCUCCUUCCUCACACCUGUCAGCUUCUCUGCUUCUGAGAUAAGAACCAUUUGUGUAACACCAAUACUUAACUUCAGAAAGACAUGCAUUAUGUGGUUGUAAUCAAACCCGAUGCUUUCAGAUGACCUACUUACAUCUUCAAUGUGGAUAAGAUAAAGAACAAAACAAAUGCAUCUAAACUUCUGGGCAAUCCAGUUGACUUUUAAAUGUGAGAAUGGAAUUCCAAACACUUAACACAUUCAGCUAUAUGACAGAAAGUAAAUCUAUGGAUAUGGUAUUUUGUGAAUGAUCUUUUAAAUAAAAGAAAACCUUACGUAAUAUUUAA